AUGGGUAUAUUUCGUUUGGAUUUUCUCUCAUGUUAUUUCUCUGAACAAGUUAUGACUGGAUUUGUUUUGGGAGGAUGUGUACAUGUAUUUUUCUCACAACUUGGGGACCUAUUGGGUAUUCAGCAUUUAUUGCCUCCUCGAUCUGGUCGUGGAUAUUUAUAUAAUCGUGUUUUUGAUAUAAUUGAUCAUUUAAAGUUUACAAAUAUCCAAACAAUGAUAAUAAGUAUUUGUUCUAUUUUCUUUCUUCUUUUUACUCAACAAAUUUUUGAACCAUGGCUAGCGGAUGCUUUUGAGUUUCCAAUACCCUAUGAACUUUUAUUAGUAAUUAUUGGAAUAACUGCAACAAAUUUUGGAGAUCUUUCAAAUAGACAUAAUAUUACUGUUGUUGGAAAUAUACCAACAAAGUAA
Messenger RNA from Meloidogyne enterolobii, 408 nucleotides. Lineage: Eukaryota; Metazoa; Nematoda; Chromadorea; Rhabditida; Meloidogynidae. The record is from the annotation of a GenBank genome assembly.